Pochonia chlamydosporia 170 is the source of this 156-nucleotide messenger RNA. RefSeq lists its product as hypothetical. The transcript has a single exon. The record is from RefSeq and is a predicted model, not a curated record. Bases 1 to 156 code for a protein of 51 amino acids. NCBI's taxonomy places the organism in Eukaryota, Fungi, Ascomycota, Sordariomycetes, Hypocreales, Clavicipitaceae.
AUGCCAUUCACUAUUACAGCCCGGCAUAACCCCACCACGCAUCGACAAAUAUUCGGUCGGAUGCUACUUGCAACCAGACGUCAAGCAUCUGUAGGAGUCUUGGACUGUAAUCUCGACCAAGCAGUCUGUGGGUGGCAUGGUUUACGAAGCAUCUGA